Nymphaea colorata (pocket water lily) is the source of this 2411-nucleotide messenger RNA. RefSeq lists its product as uncharacterized. Lineage: Eukaryota; Viridiplantae; Streptophyta; Magnoliopsida; Nymphaeales; Nymphaeaceae. Bases 200 to 2134 code for a protein of 644 amino acids. The record is from RefSeq and is a predicted model, not a curated record. The transcript is spliced from 11 exons.
GUCUCCCUGUGAGGAUCCUCUCUCCCCAUUCUUCUCCUUUUCCCACUGAGCGCGCUCUCUCUCUCUCUUUCUCUCGCGUUAUGGAGCUCGUGGCCGAUUAGGGUUAUCUUGGUGCUCACUGGUUCUAAGAAUCAGGAGAAGGAAGAAGAGCAAGGGAGAGGGGAGAGAAGCGCAGCUGCUCCCUUGCUUCUGCGAGGAGAUGAAGUCCUCAUUCAAGAAGCUUCGCGGCUUUGCCCUGCACAAGAGCGACGCAAAAGUUAAGCGGAGUCCCCAGCGGUUUUCUCAGAUCGACGAGCUCGCUCGAGCGACGCAGGACAUGCAAGACAUGAGAAACUGUUACGACAGCUUAUUUGCUGCAGCUGCUGCCACUGCAAAUGCUGCAUAUGAAUUUUCAUUGUCAUUGAGGGAGUUGGGUUCCUGUCUCCUAGAGAAGACUGCUUUAAAUGAUGAUGAGGAUACUGGCAGGGUCUUGUUAAUGCUUGGGAAAGCACAAUAUCAGAUCCAGAAGUUUGUUGAUAGCUAUAGGUCACAUAUUUCCAAGACAAUUACGAGUCCAUCUGACUCUCUUCUCAAUGAACUUCAAAUACUAGAGGACAUGAAACGGCAAUGUGAUGAUAAAAGAGAUGCGUAUGAAUAUAUGGUGGCUUCUCAGUCAGAAAAAGGAAGAUCAAAAAAUGCUAGAGAAAACGUUUCACCUGAAAAGUUGAAAGCUGCUCUAGACGAAUAUGAAGAUGAAGCAACUUUGUUUAUUUUCCGCUUGAAAUCAUUGAAGCAAGGUCAAUCCAGGAGUCUUUUGACACAGGCUGUUCGGCAUCAUGCUGCACAGAUGAACCUUUUCAAAAAAGGUUUCAAGUUUCUAGAGUCAGUUGAGCCCCAUGUCAAAGUUGUUACAGAGCAACAGCAGAUUGAUUAUCAGUUUAGUGGACUUGAGGAUGAUGAUGCUGAAGAUGGUGAUGAUGAGAGUUAUGAUGCCAAUGAUGAUGGAGAACUUUCUGAUUUCGAACAACCACAUCAUGUACCCAAAACUAUCAGUACAAUGAGGCAUAUGGAUUUAGAUGAUCGACUGGAUCAUGCUUCUAUUCCAACUGUGCCAACUGAACCCUCUCAGGGAAUUCAAGGAAAGGUUCAGAGGGAUUCUUGUGCAUCUACUUCUCCUAAUGAUGGUUGCCAUUCUGCACCCAUUCUGGCGUAUCAUGAUAAGAAGAGUGAUACUGAAGACUUGAGGGAAGUAAAGCCAUCAGCAGCAAGGAAAUUGAACACAUAUGUGCUGCCAACACCUGGUGAUGCCAAAAGUACCUUGUCUGCUAGUAGAGCUCCUCCUGGAAGACAGAUUAACGUAGAUCUGCAAGCAUGUAGUCUAUUCCAUUCAUUACCCUUAGGACCGAAAAAGCAGGCAGGAGAUAAUGUAGCUGACCAAUCGUCUGGAGCACAAAAUUUAUCACAAUUACAUUCCUUACUGAAAGAAAGCAACACCAAUAAUGUCACUGGUCGAGCCUCUGUGCAUUUGGGAGAGGGGGUUUCACUGCAUACAUCUGACUGGAGAAAUUUUUCUGAUAAUAAAAAGAUCAAGAGACAAGCCUUCUCUGGUCCAUUGACAGGUAAGCCAUUAUCAAAUAAACCCAUUCCAUCUGCUGGUGGUUCUACAGCCUCUCUAGAGCCCUCUGUGCUAGUAUCUGGAGCGUUUGCCCGGAUCCCUGUGUCUCAGCGGCCUCCUCCCUCCAAAGUCUCACCGUCUUCUUCACCUCCACUUAUGUCUUCACCAAAAAUAAGUGAACUCCACGAGCUUCCAAGACCUCCAGGUGGCAUGGCCAAGAAUGAUGUUUCAUCCAAGGGAAGUCUGGUUGCCCAUUCUGCCCCUUUGGUUUCUAGAAGUCAACAGCGUUCGUUGGCAGAAAAACAUUCAGCGAGAACAACAGCUACAGCGUCUCCAUUACCAAGACCUCCAGCCACUAUGGCCCGCAGUUUCUCCAUACCUUCAAGAGGUGGUCAAAGAACAGAAAUGAUCAACUACCUAGAUCCUCCUCCUGUGGACCUGAGCUUGGAGGUUUCUUCACCUCCUUUGACACCACUCGCAUUUCCAACCAGCCAACCAAAAAUUGCUACCGUGGAGGUGACUGCUAAAGCAACAGAGUGACAGGACCAUGCAAAGCAGCUGGUGUACGUUUUCUCUGGGUGAAGCACGGCUAGGGUGGAGCAAGAUCCCCAUGUAAAUAACCUGUGUACCAUCCGAUUCGGUCUUUUGGCAGCUCUGGGCUAUUAAUCCUGUUCAGUAGUUAAUCGAUAUUAAAAAUAAUGAGGUGUAUAGGUGGCGAUGUAUGUAAAAUUGUAAGAUACCGGAUUAGUAAGAAAUGAGAAAGCUCAUUUGUCUCCUUUGCUAAUUGAAUAUAAGGUUUUGAUCGCUGACCUUUCCA